AAAUCCCAUUUGAAACCCCAAAUAAUUUUGAAGUUCCAAAGCCAAAGAGGAACACAACCAGAGUUUCCAAUCUGGAAAGUGGAAACAAGCGAAGCUCCGGAGACAUGGCGCAGGCCGCGCGACUCAAUCUUCGAAUGCAGAAGGAACUGAAGCUUCUCCUCACCGAUCCCCCACCCGGCGCCUCCUUCCCCUUUCUCUCCCCGGACUCCGACCUACCUUCAUUGUCUUCCAUUGAUGCCCAAAUCGAAGGUGCGGAAGGGACAGUGUAUGCUAAAGGGAUCUUUAAAAUUAAGAUUCAGAUACCUGAUAGGUACCCGUUUCAGCCUCCAAUAGUGACUUUUGCAACACCAAUUUACCACCCAAACAUCGACACUGGUGGCAGAAUUUGCCUUGAUAUUCUCAAUCUUCCCCCGAAGGGGGCAUGGCAACCAUCACUGAAUAUUUCAACAGUGCUGACAAGUAUUGGAUUGUUACUUAGUGAACCAAAUCCUGAUGAUGGCCUAAUGUGUGAAGCGAGCAGGGAAUACAAGUAUAAUAGACAAGCUUUUGACCAUAAAGCUCGAGCUAUGACUGAAAAGUAUGCUAAGGCCGGAGAUGGAGGCAGUUCUAGCAGCCAAUGCAUUCAAACUAUGCCAAACCCAAGCAUGGUGGAAGUUCAAGGAGUAGACAUGGGGUCAAAACAGGACACUACUGGCUCUGCUUCUAGUGAUGGAAAACAAUCUGGUAUUAGCCACAAGCUGUCAUUUAAGUCUUUGAGCUCUACCAAAGGGAAAGAGGGUGAUAGCAAGGAGAAUGAGAUGCCUGGCCACCGUAUAUCUUCUUCUGAAUUAGAAAACCAGAUGGAAAUUAAAGGAAAAAGAAAAGAGGAAAAUAGUGCACUCAACGAGUGUAAUCUAAAUUGUGUGAGGCCACAUGGGAUCAGGCGUAAGCUGUCUCUAGACACGUCUGGUCAGUUCAAGAAGAAUGAAGAUGAUAACAAGGAAAACGUGGAUCCAAAUUGCUGUCAAUCACUUUAUCAUUCCCAAAACAAUUUUAUUUCUCCUUUUGGGACAUCAGAGCAGCAGGUCAGCAACAAUCACGAACAACUUCGCCAGCAUCAAGAUGAUAAAUCAACACGUUAUACUAGAAGUACUGGUUCAAAGCCAUGCCAGAUAACCCAUAAAAAACCAUUAAGAUCAUUUGACUCUUGCCAAAUAUCGGAUGGUAGCAAGAAGAAAUUGCUUGAAACCACUAAACCGUUUUCCUCUAAGUCAUACUCUCUCACAGCAGAUGAUGUCUCACCAAUUCCUCUACCUGUUAGGCAUGGUGAAGUGCAGCCUUCUGAGGAUUUCAGCGACAGAACUGGAAAUACCCCUGCCCAUACAAAGAUUGACAAGCAUACUUUAUUAGGAAAGAAGCUUUCCCUGGGUUUUAAGGGUUCAUCACAGAAACAAGAUAACAACAAAGAGAAUGUGGUGCCAGUUAAUCAGUUGCCACUUUCAAAACCCCACAGUCCUUUCAGAAAGAGUGGCUUAGGCUGCAAGUUGUCUCUUCGUACACUAAGCCAGCUGCAAGGGAGCAAGGAAGAUCACAGACAAUCUGAAAACUUCUUCACAAAUGCAUCUGAAUCCUUGCCUGUGCCACAGGAUAGCAGAUAUGAUUGGGAGCAACAGCCUAAUCAAGAUGAAAGUAUGAAAACUGAGAGGGAAAUCAUCCAGGAACAUGGAGCAGAAGAAACAGAAGGACCACCAUUAUCAGAAACGAUUAUUGUGCUGGAUAGUGAAGAUAGUGAGGAGGAAGGACAGGUCUCCUCCAGGCAAAGGUUAUCACUAGCAAGAAAGCGCAUUGGCAAGACUAUAGCCAAAGCUUGAGCAUUUGUUAUUUCCAGUUCUGCUGUUGUAUUUGGGACUUUCCUGCUGAAUUUGGGCUUCUUUGUUCUGUUAGCCAGGGAAGUUGAUGAAGCUUUUUUUUUGUACAUCUCCAGCGAGAAUGAGUAUAACAUUCUAGCAUUCAGAGAUGUAGCUGCCUGGUUGUGAAUAGAACAGUUUCAAUUAAUUGCAACUUGGUGCUCUUUUGGUAUGUUGGUUUGAGUUUUGUGGUUAUGACAUUGUCUUGAGUCACCAAGUUUGGGCAUUGAUUAGACUUAUGAA
This is a messenger RNA of Rubroshorea leprosula, 2129 nucleotides long. Lineage: Eukaryota; Viridiplantae; Streptophyta; Magnoliopsida; Malvales; Dipterocarpaceae. The record is from the annotation of a GenBank genome assembly.